Otolemur garnettii (small-eared galago) is the source of this 949-nucleotide messenger RNA. RefSeq names its product olfactory receptor 502. Gene Ontology annotation, cellular component: membrane. Gene Ontology annotation, biological process: sensory perception of smell; G protein-coupled receptor signaling pathway. The transcript has a single exon. Gene Ontology annotation, molecular function: odorant binding; olfactory receptor activity; G protein-coupled receptor activity. The coding region runs from base 5 to 949 and encodes 314 amino acids. The record is from RefSeq and is a predicted model, not a curated record. NCBI's taxonomy places the organism in Eukaryota, Metazoa, Chordata, Mammalia, Primates, Galagidae.
UCUCAUGGAGUCCCUGGUGGAUGGGAACCACACUGCUGUCACAGGCUUUAUUUUACUGGGCUUAACAGAUGAUCCUGUCCUUCGAGUCAUCCUCUUCAUGAUGAUCCUAUGCAUCUACCUGGUGACCAUAUCUGGCAACCUCAGCACAAUCAUUCUAAUCAGAUUCUCCUCUCAGCUCCAUCACCCUAUGUAUUUUUUUCUGGCUCACUUGGCUUCUGCUGACAUAGGCUAUUCAUCUUCUGUCACCCCCAACAUGCUUGUAAACUUUUUGGUGGAGAGAAAUACAAUUUCCUACCUAGGAUGCACCAUUCAGCUUGGUUCAGCAGUUUUCUUUGGGACAGCUGAAUGCUUCCUUCUGGCUGCCAUGGCAUAUGAUCGCUUUGUGGCAAUCUGCAGUCCUCUCCUUUAUCCAACCAAAAUGUCCAUACAAGUCUGUGUCCAGUUAUUUGUUGUGACCUAUAUAGGUGGUUUUCUUAAUGCUUCCGCCUUUACCUUUUCCUUCUUCUCUUUAUCCUUCUGUGGACUAAAUCAAGUCAAUCAUUUUUUCUGUGAUUUUACUCCUUUAAUUGAACUCUCCUGUUUUGAUACCAGUGUCCCUGCAGCUGUUCCCUCAUUUUCUGCUGGUUCCAUAAUUGUGGUCACUGUGUUUGUCAUAGCUGUCUCCUACAUCUGCAUCCUCACCACCAUCCUGAAGAUGCGCUCCAGGGAGGGGCGACACAAGGCCUUCUCCACCUGCACUUCCCACCUCACUGCAGUCACUCUGUUCUAUGGGACCAUUACCUUUAUUUAUGUGAUGCCCAAGUCCAGCUACUCAACUGACCAGAACAAGGUGGUGUCUGUGUUCUACAUGGUGGUGAUCCCCAUGUUGAACCCAAUAAUCUACAGUCUGAGAAAUAAGGAGAUUAAAGGGGCGCUGAAGAGAGAGCUUGGUAGAAAAAUAUUAUCUUAG